This is a messenger RNA of Dinoponera quadriceps, 1810 nucleotides long. RefSeq lists its product as uncharacterized. Gene Ontology annotation, biological process: positive regulation of cilium assembly; positive regulation of protein localization to cilium; regulation of cytokinesis. Lineage: Eukaryota; Metazoa; Arthropoda; Insecta; Hymenoptera; Formicidae. The transcript has 8 exons. The record is from RefSeq and is a predicted model, not a curated record. Bases 311 to 1750 code for a protein of 479 amino acids. Gene Ontology annotation, cellular component: midbody; early endosome; centrosome.
AUGACGCGCGAUGAGCGUGCGGCUCUUCUGGAAAAGCUCAUUGGAUAUCACGUGCAUCGUGUUCGCUGCGAGAAAUAUUUCAUGUACGAAAUUAAUCGAACUCAAGAAUCGAAUGGGUCAGGCGGUGAAUAUUGGAGUGCAGCUUGUGUUACCGAUUGCGUGCUACCUGCCCGCCAUCUGUGGUGCACAUAGCGCUCACCUAACCUAACCGACGAUCAGCAGUAAGCACACAGUGACAAACGUCAAGCGCGCAUUCGGAAGGAGGGUUACGCACCUUGUUGAAUGAUUCGUCGCAACGUGGACGCAAAUUAUGGCGCAUCGUAAAAAGACGACGAGCAACGACGAGUCUUGUCAUCGAUCGUCGUCGUUGCGUAAAAACACGAAGCAUCAUGUCAGUGAUGCCGAGGUUGUCUUCUCAUCGUCCUCGUCGUCCGACGAGGAGGUGGCCGCCGUUUGUCGCGGCGGGCGCAGAAACUCGUCGCCGUCGGAUCGUUUCGUCGUCAGGAACCGCGUCGAACAGCCGACAGGUCAGGAGAACCGAGAGCGCCGCGAGAGCAAUCCUUUCAGUUUCAAGGUCUUCUUGAAGAAUGGCACCGCCAAUUAUCAUAACACCGGGGCGCGACCGAAGGUAUACUAUACACCGGCAUCAAGUCCCGGCAGCCACGAGGCUAAAGAAACUGGUGUCUACUCCUCCCGGAAUCCUACAGAACUGCCAGAUUUUGUGCAAGAUCACUUGGUCAUAGAGCAGUGUUAUCUGAACCAUGCAGAGCCAGCCACUCAGCAGGUGCUGCUUGACAUGGAUAAUCUCCCGGACUUUGCCUUGAACAGCAUGGAACAGUCGCGAUUACGAAACGAGAAGAGGGAUGAUUCCAACGUCCUGUGCGAUUUGCCGUUUGAUCUCACCGGCAUGCUGGACAAGAGCCUACCCCGAGAUCACUCAGCUUCGAUGCAUUCGAAUCACUUGGACUUACCUACCUUUGAAAGGUGUCCUAUUGGCACUCCUGUUCAUCGUCCUGAACCCACAGACUUUCCGUUUGAUCUGCCCCUUCCCAACGAAUCCAUUCCCAAUGUUGAUGCAACCACACGAGACGGCGAAACGAGUGUUCACAAGUCUUUACCGGAUUUCUUGAGCGACGGUCCUAUACAUAACAGGACGACGGAUUCGGAACCCAACCCGAGUAUGGCCGAAUCCACGGAGAGAAGGCUUUUACUCGAAAACGAAAGGUUACGUCACGAGUUGGAUGCGGCUCGAAGACAAAUUAGUGAAAAAACGGAUAGGAUUCGUUCGUUGGAAGUAGAAUUGUUGUCCAGGAAAGAAAUCGAGCACGAGGAAACAGCACACUUGGAGAAGGCAAUGGAGCAGGUUGAGGAUAAUCUAAAGCAGAGUACAAAGAGAGCAGUCAACGCCGAAAGCACUGUCACAUCAUUGAAGAAGGAGAUUAAAGCUUUAACGACAGAGAUAUCAUUCUUACGAUUGGAGAACAGUGAGCUCCGGGCCGGUAUUGCCGCAGCAGGACAAAGCGAAUCGAAUGCAACUGCUGCCAAUAUGAAUCGUACCGUCAGAAGACUCGCCCGAGAUUUAUUUGCAGCUGCGUCGUCGGCCGAAGUGUCUCUCAGGCAACUAAUGUCCGGUGUGGACAAUCUGCGAGUCCUCGCAUCGACUUUAGAGAACGUGGAUAGGAUAGAAGACUGGACCAAAGACUUUUUACCUGACUUUGAGGAGGACAAUGCCACCGGUCCCCCAGUAUAAUGACUCUCUCUCUCUUCCCUCCCCCCUCUCUCCCUCUCCUUCUCUCUUUCUAUAUACAUA